Molecule: messenger RNA, 908 nt
Organism: Zeugodacus cucurbitae (melon fly)
Lineage: Eukaryota; Metazoa; Arthropoda; Insecta; Diptera; Tephritidae
Gene: Cpr49Ah
Product: endocuticle structural glycoprotein ABD-4
Exons: 2
Coding region: 220-801 (193 amino acids)
Cellular component (GO): chitin-based extracellular matrix
Molecular function (GO): structural constituent of chitin-based larval cuticle
Source: RefSeq, a predicted model, not a curated record
GUGCGCAGUCUUUUUUCAAACCCGCUUUCACUCACUCGAAAAUUUCGGAAAUUCACGUGUUGAAAAUCAUACGCGCAGCUUAAGUGUGGAGAACGCGGUUAUAAAUAAAUAAUAAAUAUUUUUGUAUUAAAAACUUGUAAAAAUUGUGAAAACGAGGAAAUUUAUAUCCUCUUUCCGUUGUGUACGCUUCCUUUCUGAUUCUAAAAUUAAUUACGGAAAAUGAACACCUUUUUGUUGGUGUGCGCCAUUGGCCUCUUCCUUGCAGUCACAUCCUGUAACUCGCAACACCAUCACGGUCAUCCAAAUCAAAAUAACAUACCGCGCGACGAAAAGGUUUCCGAUCAUCGGGAACAUCAUCGGGAAAGCACCACCUGGAUACCGAUACUCAAGUACAAUAAAGAACAAAGUGAGGAUGGCAGCUAUAAGACCGAAUAUGAAACCGGCAAUAAUAUAGUGCAUGAAGAGACCGGUUUUCUGAAAGAUUUCUCAGAAACCAACCCCAACGGCGUGCUGGUGCAGCAUGGCCAGUACUCUUACCAAUCGCCCGAGGGUGAUGUCGUCAACGUACAGUACACCGCCGAUGAGAAUGGUUUCCGUGCGACUGGUGAUCACAUACCCACACCACCAGCCAUACCGGAUGAAAUACAAAAGGGUUUGGAUCAAAUAUAUGCAGGCAUCAAAUUGCAACAGGAACGUCUGGAGCAACGUGCUAAGAGUGAUCCUGAUUUUGCCCGUAAGCUGGAAGAGCGUCGUUUGGCCAAUAAGAACGGUCAAUAUAUAGGACCAUUGGAAAAUGCUUAAGCGUGCCAGUCGAAAGUUCAUUAUUGAAUCGGUUUUAAGCUAUUUAAAUUUAUAACGAAAUUCGUAAGCGGUUGUGGCGCUUUUAUAAAGAACAAAGACUGUGAUUU